CAACUAUAUCAUUAUCAUGUGAUUAGAUAGAUGUAUCCUCUAUAAGCAAUAGUCAUUGUUGAUGAAAUACACACCAUGCAGUCGAUAAUAUUUUUUUUAUUAUUUCUAGUUUAUGUAAAUGGAGACACUUGGCCUGUAGCCUACAAACGCUAUGAGUCUCGCCCAACAACCAAUCCGUACUGUAAAGCGGGAGUUCUCCCCUUUUGUCCAACAGGUCGAGAAUCAAAUACGAUGCCAAAAUUUAACGCCACAGACAGAGUAGAAGUUUUUGCUCUCAAAGCACCUGUGUGGGAAUUCAAAUUUGGUAAACUCUUGGCCGACUUCAAUAUAAUGCACGAUGCCAUUGGUUUCAAUAAUCUCAACACUGGUUUAAACUAUACGAUGGAAUGGUAUGAACUAUUUCAACUAUUUAACUGUACAUUCGCCCAUUUAUUGACCAACAACACAUUAAAAUGGUGUAACCAAGGAGCAUCGUGUAUAUAUGACGGUAUUAAUGAUAAACACUGGUCACAGAAUGGCACUUUAGUUAAAGUGGCUGAAAUAACAGGUGAAAUGUUCAAUGAUUUUGGAAACUGGUCUGAGUGGGAUAAUAAUACUGGUAUUUAUUAUGAAACUUGGACGGUUGCAUCUGAACCGGGAGAAGCUGGGAAGCUAUGGUUUGCACCCAACGAUUGUGCCAGUUUCGUUUUGAGAGCCUUUCAAAAGAUGGCAGAUUUAGGAGCCGAAUUUAAUCAAAGUGUUCAUUUAAACUACACCAAGAUAUUUUUAUACAGUGAGGAACCUAUACAUCUGGGACCUGCUAGUGUAAUAUUUGGACCUGGAUCAAACCAAACAUUAACUAAGGAUAUACUUUUAUUCUAUAGCCACUUCCAAUCUCACCAAGAUGUGGGACAUUUACUAGAAAGUCUACUUCAAGUUUAUAUAGAAGUUGUGGCAGAACACAGAUUUUACUUUUUUUAUAACUUUGAAUAUUGGUUACUGCCAAUGGUGCCACCUUAUGUCAGGUUAACAUAUGAUGAAAUUCCACUGCCAACUCCAUAAGUGCCAACAACAAGAUGAUCCUGCUCG
Patella vulgata (common limpet) is the source of this 1068-nucleotide messenger RNA. Its product is annotated as ceroid-lipofuscinosis neuronal protein 5 homolog. Bases 76 to 1041 code for a protein of 321 amino acids. The transcript is spliced from 5 exons. Gene Ontology annotation, biological process: lysosome organization. Gene Ontology annotation, molecular function: hydrolase activity, acting on glycosyl bonds. Gene Ontology annotation, cellular component: lysosome; lysosomal membrane. The record is from RefSeq and is a predicted model, not a curated record. Lineage: Eukaryota; Metazoa; Mollusca; Gastropoda; Patellidae.